This is a messenger RNA of Lodderomyces jiufengensis, 1512 nucleotides long. RefSeq names its product galactokinase (gene GAL1). The transcript has a single exon. NCBI's taxonomy places the organism in Eukaryota, Fungi, Ascomycota, Pichiomycetes, Serinales, Debaryomycetaceae. Gene Ontology annotation, cellular component: cytoplasm; cytosol. Gene Ontology annotation, biological process: carbohydrate phosphorylation; galactose metabolic process. Gene Ontology annotation, molecular function: ATP binding; galactokinase activity. The coding region runs from base 1 to 1512 and encodes 503 amino acids. The record is from RefSeq and is a predicted model, not a curated record.
AUGUCAACAGUACCAAUCUUGAAAGAUCUAUCAUUCUACUCAAAUCCAGAUCUACAAAAGUCAAGAUAUGAAAAUCUUAUCAAAAGUUUUAAAGUUAAUUUCCCAAAUGAUGAAGUGAAUUUCAUUGCAAGGUCUCCUGGUAGAGUCAAUUUGAUUGGUGAUCACAUUGAUUAUAACUAUUUCCCUGUAUUACCAAUGGCAAUUGAAGUUGACGUUAUUGCUUCUGUUUCAUUAAACGAUUCAAAUAAAAUAGUUAUAACGAAUACAAACCCUAAUUUUGAAAGAUAUACUAUUGAAUUACCAGCUAACUUGGAGAAUAUUGAUAAAGAUAUUAGAAUAGAUGAUGUUCACUCAUGGGGUAAUUAUUUCAAAUGUGGAUUAAUAGUAGCGUCUAAAUUUUUAAAUGAAACAACCACUACAAACUCAUUAAAGGGUAUGCAUAUAACUUUCAAUGGUACAGUACCGACGGGUGGAGGAUUAUCAUCAAGUGCAGCAUUUUGCGUUACAUCAACAUUAGCUAUAUUAUACGCUAACGGCUGUCACCAAAUCUCGAAAUCGGAUUUAACUAAAAUAACAGUAGUUAGUGAACAUUAUGUUGGUUUAAAUAAUGGAGGAAUGGAUCAAUGUGCCUCGAUUUAUGGAGAACAAGGCAAAGCUUUACAAAUACAAUUUAAACCUACCAUCAAAGGAAUACCGUUUAAAUUUCCUGUUGAGAAUUUAGUGUUUUUGAUUACUAAUAGUUUACAAGUUUCUAAUAAGCAAGAAACUGCUCCUUAUCAUUAUAAUUUACGAGUUGUUGAAAUGGCUAUUGCUAGUGAUUUAUUAGCUAAGAAAUUAAAUCUCGAGAAUUCUGAGCUAGUUAAAGAUUCUAAUUUAGGAGGAUUUUCUUUAAGAAGUGUGAUGGAUGGAUAUUGUGGUGAAUGGAAAGAUGAUGAUUAUGAAACUGGUAUUUUGCAUUUACAAAAAAUGAUCGAUGUUGUAGAAACAAAAUUGACUAACAAGAAGGGAUAUUCAGUAGAUGAAAUAUGUGAAGAAUUAGGCAUAUCAACAGAAGAAUUUAAAACAAAAUACUUAACGAAAUUUCCAAUAAAAUUUCAAGCUUUAAAAUUAUAUCAAAGAGCAUUACAUGUAUACAAAGAAAGUUUAAGAGUAUUACAAGUAAUAAAACUAUUAUCAUCAAACACUUCAGACUUUUUCAAUAAGUUUGGUGAAUUAAUGAAUGAAUCACAACAAGACUUAGAUUUACUCAAUGAAUCAUCAAAUUCCAAAUUAAACGAAAUAUGUUCAAUUGCUUUAAGUAAUGGAAGUUUUGGAUCAAGAGUCACAGGUGCUGGAUGGGGUGGAUCUAUUGUUCAUUUGACUAAUACUGAAGAUUUACCUAAUUUGAUUGAUAGUUUGAGAAAUUACUAUAAACAAGAAUUUCCUCAAAUUAGUGAAAACGAAUUGGAUGAAGCUAUUAUUGAUAGUAAACCUGGUAUGGGUAGUUGCAUAAUUGCAUCAACUAAAUUCUAA